Molecule: messenger RNA, 216 nt
Organism: Dentiscutata heterogama
Lineage: Eukaryota; Fungi; Glomeromycota; Glomeromycetes; Diversisporales; Gigasporaceae
Source: the annotation of a GenBank genome assembly
AUGAAAAGUUCAGAUGAUGCAAAUGACUUAGAAACAGAUAAAAUAGCCAAAGAAUUAUCAAUUGUAGCUAUAAUGAGAAUUGGUGAUUUAUGUUUAAAAUGUAAAGAUAUGAGAUUUAAUGCUAAUUAUUGGUCAGUUGAAGAAAAAGAAACAAAAGUUUUAGAAUGGAAUAAACAUAUAAAAUGGGCAUAUAAUGAACGAGAAAAUUAUAAGUAA